Messenger RNA from Lactuca saligna, 1166 nucleotides. NCBI's taxonomy places the organism in Eukaryota, Viridiplantae, Streptophyta, Magnoliopsida, Asterales, Asteraceae. The record is from the annotation of a GenBank genome assembly.
CUAUCGCAAUUCUCAAAGCCUCAAACCUCAAAACAUAACUAGCGGUCCAAGUGGAAGCUAUCUUCUAUCGAGGCUGAUAUACGGUCACAAAGAAUCGUCUUUGAUCCCCAAGCGAAGUUGACCCGCCUCCAUAAAUACAAAUUAUAUUUGAUCCGGAUCUUACGUAGACGUCUACAUUUCCCCAACUAAUCAACACGAAUAUAGUCUCCUUUUUCCUUCUUUUUCUUAAUCUCUUCGUUUACUGCAACAUGGGACAAAUCCUGGAAAAACUUCAAGGCAAGCAAUGGAGAGAAAAGCAAAUACGAAAGAUAAGUGACAAAGUUUUCGAUCGUUUCAAGAAUGAUGACGGAAGGGCAACUAUGUCAUUUGAAGACUUAUACAUCGCCGUGUUACUUGUGUUCAACGAUCUCAACAAGAAUUUGCCAGGGCCUCAUUUUGAUCCCCCAAAGAAGGACGAAAUCAAAACCUUGAUGCAGGAAUGUGAUAUGGAUCUUGAUGGGGGACUCAAUCGUGAAGAAUUUGAAGAGUUUGUGAAAAGGCUAACAGCGGAUACGUUUGUGUAUGUGACUCAAGGACUCCUCAUCACUCUAGCAAUAGCACCAACCGUUGCUAUAGCCACAAAGAGGUCAACCGAAGGUGUUCCAGGCAUUGGAAAGGUUUUCUCCAUUCAUCGUCCGCUUUUUAAAACCACCGCCUACACCGUUACUGCCGAGGUUGACGGGCACAACACAACCAUAAUUACCGUCAUCACUGACGGUCCUCCACCACUCGUCGCCUUCAUCCACCAAUGUCGCGCACCUCUGACCCCUCCUCUGUCUGCGAAAACCCUAUCACAAAACUUACCAUCUAAAGCUUCGGCGAUAGCUUCGUCGUUGGCUCUGAACCCCUCUAAGAGAGUGAUUAAACACCACGGUGCAGAUGUACUGAGGAAUCUACCCGGAAGAAUUGGUUUUCUUUACAGGUUUAAUUUCUCCGAUUUCUGGUGGCAAGAUCGGCGAUCACAAAGAUCUCGGCUCCAAAAACCCGUUUCUCUGCCUCAAUUUACCCAGGGUAUGAUGAAGCUUAUUAGAACUAUUUUAUCACACAAACAGGGACAGCAAAAAGAGCACGAUUUUAAACGUGGUGAAGGUUCAAAAAGUGAAAGAAUGCAAAGGCUAAAACUGUGA